GGCGCCGGACGAGGGUUUGGGCGCUGGCGGAGUCGGAGAUGUUGGAGUCGCUGCUGAAGCAUGGUGGCCUCGUGCUGCUUCGGGACUCUGUGGAGUGGGAGGGACGCAGUCUCUUGAAGGCGCUGGUCAGGAAAGCUGCGCUGUCUGGGGAACAGGUGCACGUUCUGGGCUUGGAAGUGAGUGAGGAGGAGUUUCGCGAAGGUUUGGACCCUGAGGUCAACAGCCGGCUGGUUUACCAUGACCACUUCAGGGACCCUCUCAGCUGGUCAGACACUGGGGAGGCCCCCGCUGGGGGGCCCCUGGGAGCUCUGAGAACCAUGUACACAAGGCCCGAGCCCACGCCUGUCACCAUUGCUGUCGAUUCUCUCAGCUGGCUGUUGCUUCGCUUCGCCUGCAGCACACUCUGCCAAGCCCUGCACAGCCUGACAUGUCGGAACCCCUGCCCUGGACACAGCUCCCCAGCAGAGCAGCAUGUGUGUGUCCUGGGCCUACUGCAUGAAGAGCUUCAUGGCCCAGGCCCUGUGGGAGCGCUGAGCAAUCUUGCCCAGACUGACGUGACCCUGGGUGGCACAUUGGGCCAGGCCUCAGCUCACAUCCUCUAUCGAAGGCCUCGACAGCGCCCAACUCAGCAGACCCACUGGUUCGCCAUCCUCCCGGAUUUCAGCCUGGCUCUCCAAGAGCGACCCCCGCUGGAGCCCCAGCCCCAGCCGGUUCCUCACACAUCCCCGGUGGACCACACAACUCAUCUAACCUUUAACCUUCAUCUGUCCAAGAAAGAGAAAGAAGCCAAAGAUAGCCUGACCCUGCCUUUCCAGUUCAGCUCUGAAAAACAGCAGGCUCUGCUGCGGCCCAGGCAAGGCCAGACGACCAGCCACAUCUUCUAUGAGCCAGAUGCUUAUGAUGACCUGGACCAGGAAGACCCAGAUGAUGACCUAGAUGUUUGACCAGACUGCAGUUGGAGUUGGGGGAAAGACUUUGAGCCCAGAACCUCAUCGUGUUGUUUACACAGUCCAUCCCUGCCCCACCUGUGUUCCCUGUGCCGCAGUGGUACUGCCCCGUGAGCCG
This is a messenger RNA of Ochotona princeps (American pika), 1065 nucleotides long. RefSeq names its product elongator acetyltransferase complex subunit 5 (gene ELP5). Gene Ontology annotation, molecular function: tRNA binding. The coding region runs from base 39 to 944 and encodes 301 amino acids. Gene Ontology annotation, biological process: tRNA wobble uridine modification. The transcript has 8 exons. Gene Ontology annotation, cellular component: cytosol; elongator holoenzyme complex; nucleus. NCBI's taxonomy places the organism in Eukaryota, Metazoa, Chordata, Mammalia, Lagomorpha, Ochotonidae. The record is from RefSeq and is a predicted model, not a curated record.